AUGGUUAGCAAAGCAGAGGAGUCAUCAAAUUUAGUCAAUCUACUGAGCGAAGGAUAUCUGGAUUCCUACAACACACCAACGUUUCAGAAAGCUGAAAAAUUCAGUCCCUCAGAUUACAUAUUAACAGCUUCAGGAAAUAAAGUGUGCAGGGAUUCCAUUUUGUGUGGUAUGAAAAAUAUUCACAUGUUAGGGAAAUCAAUUAUAAAAAGUGAGGCCAUGUUGAGAGGAGAUUUGAGCAGCUUAUAUUUUGGAAAGUACGUUAUAAUAGGAUCGAAAACUCUCAUUUGUCCUUGUUUCUUACAUUGCAAAGGAAAUGCACAAUCAGUUAUGGCACAAAGUGAUGGAAAUAACCAAAGUAUGCAAAAAAGUAAAUCCAAGGAAAGUUCAUACAUAACAGUAACCAUAGGAGAUAACGUUUACAUUGGAAAAGCAUGCAUUAUCAAAGCUGCACUGAUCGGAAACAAUGUAGUCAUAGGAAAUAAUUGUGUUGUUGGAGAACGAGUAGUCAUAAAGGAUAACGUAAUUAUAAAGGACAAUACUUAUAUACCAAAUGAUACCACUAUUGCUUCCUUUUCAAAAUACGCAGGUUGUCCUGGAAAAUAUAUAAAAAAAUUACCUGAAUCUGCUGAAACGUAUUUGAAAGAUAUUUCUUAUAUGCACUAUAAAAAUUUCAUUCCUUCUUCUUGA
This is a messenger RNA of Plasmodium gonderi, 687 nucleotides long. RefSeq names its product dynactin subunit 5. NCBI's taxonomy places the organism in Eukaryota, Apicomplexa, Aconoidasida, Haemosporida, Plasmodiidae. The transcript has a single exon. The coding region runs from base 1 to 687 and encodes 228 amino acids. The record is from RefSeq and is a predicted model, not a curated record.